AUGAGGGAUUGGAUCAGGGACUACUUGGGACCAAGUCUGGAGGCCGCAGGAUACGGCAGGCUCAAGAUGAUGGCUUGUGACUUCAACCGCUACACUUUGCCGUAUUACGUCGAGCCUUGCUUCGCGGACCCCGACUGCAGCAAGUACGUGGACGGCGUGGCCGUUCACUGGUACUCAGACGAUGUCGACUCUCCUGACGUUCUCCUCGCGACCAGAGAUUUGGACCCGUCCAAGUUCAUCCUCUACAGCGAGGCUUGCAAUGGCUUGCGGGUGCCAACGGAAGAAGCAAUUCAGUUAGGAGAUUGGACGCGCGGCGAACGAUACCUCUACAACAUUCUAGAGACCGCCGACGAGUUCUACAAGCAGCCGAUGUUCUACGCGCUGGCGCACGUGAGCAAGUUCUUCAAGCGCGGAGACCUUCGGUUCAUGGCUCGAAUAGGGCAGCCUCGAUCUGGGCUGCUGGCUAGCUCGAUCGAUAUGACUCGGCUCGGCCAACCCUAG
Hyalella azteca is the source of this 501-nucleotide messenger RNA. Its product is annotated as putative glucosylceramidase 3. Gene Ontology annotation, biological process: glucosylceramide catabolic process. Lineage: Eukaryota; Metazoa; Arthropoda; Malacostraca; Amphipoda; Hyalellidae. Bases 1 to 501 code for a protein of 166 amino acids. The transcript has 5 exons. The record is from RefSeq and is a predicted model, not a curated record. Gene Ontology annotation, molecular function: glucosylceramidase activity.